Messenger RNA from Rhododendron vialii, 2890 nucleotides. RefSeq names its product cation/H(+) antiporter 15-like. The record is from RefSeq and is a predicted model, not a curated record. Gene Ontology annotation, molecular function: antiporter activity. The transcript is spliced from 3 exons. Gene Ontology annotation, biological process: regulation of pH; proton transmembrane transport. Gene Ontology annotation, cellular component: endomembrane system; membrane. Bases 286 to 2706 code for a protein of 806 amino acids. NCBI's taxonomy places the organism in Eukaryota, Viridiplantae, Streptophyta, Magnoliopsida, Ericales, Ericaceae.
AUGAGUUGAAACCAAACCCAUGGUGGGUAAUCUCUCAGUGAAUUGCAACAGUCUAAAACAGAGAAACAUCCGAGGUUAGACCUUGCCGCUUCUUCCUCCCGUCCAAGCCUUCACCAACUCUCUCUCUCUCUCUCUCAACCAUGUCUCUCUUUCAUACUCACUCCCCAAUUCUCUCUGCCUUUCUUUCUUUGAUUCUACAUCCUCCUCAAUUUCCAACCAGAGAGAGAAAGAGAAAAAGAAAAAGAAAACAAGCAUCAGAAACUCCUCCCUCAUGAUUGUCCAGCGAUGGAUGUCGCAGACGCAGUCAAUAAAACCUACAUCUGCUUCAAACAGAGGCCGACUAGAUCCAGAGGCAUCUUCUACGGCGAUAAUCCUUUCAGCUCUUCCAGCUCUGUUCUUCUUGCCCAGCUCUGUAUCUCUGCUGUUCUCACUUCCGCCUUACAGUCUCUCAUCACCCCUCUCGGUGAAACUUCCUUCGUUGCUCAGACCCUCGUUGGUUUGGCGUUAGGUCCAUGGGUUCUUGGGAAAGCAGCUGGUUCAGUUAGAGACCUCAUCUUCCCACUCGAUAGCGUCUAUGUCAGUGAAACAGCUUCCUACUUUGGGUUGACGUUCUUCCUAUUCCUCAUCGGAGUCAAAAUGGACGCAACUUCCCUGAGGAAACUCGAAAAGAGAGCCAUAGUUAUAGGAAUGUGCACCUUCUUCAUCCCUUUGGCGCUCAACCAUGCCUUGGCUGUCCUUCUACUUCACUCUGUCACCAUGGGCCCUGUUCUACACCAUUCACUAUUUUGGAUCGCAUCAUUUGAGUGCUUAAGCUCCUUCCACGUCAUCUCCUGCCUCCUUCAUGAUCUCAAGCUCCUCAAUUCUGAGCUAGGAAGACUAGCCAUUUCUGCAUCGAUGAUCAGUGGAACAUGCAGCUGGACAUGGUCAUUGAUCCUCUUCAUGAUCAGGCAAAGUUACAUCGCCAGAAGGAAUAUUCUUCCACAAAUGUGUGCGUUAGUCACCUGCUUGAUUGUUAUCAUUGUAUACAUCCUUCGGCCAAUACUGUUUUGGAUUGUUAGAAGAACAGGCGAAGAUAAAGCAAUCAAAGAGAUCUAUAUCUUCCUUGUCUUUGUCAUGGUUUUGGGGUGUUCACUGCUUGGAGAAUUGAUCGGGCAACAUUUUUUGUUAGGGCCAAUGAUUUUGGGGCUGGCGGUGCCAGCUGGACCUCCCUUGGGCACUGCCUUGGUUGCUAAGCUGGAUUCCUUUGUUUCGUCUAUGCUUUUGCCGAUCUACUUUGUUGUCACUGGCGCACAUCUUGAUUUCUCCUGUAUAAGUAUCAGGACCUUUGGAAUUGUUGAGCUGUUGGCCUUUUUUGGGUUUGUCUGGAAAGUAAUGGGAAUCAUGGUCCCUUCCCUCUACUACAAGAUGUCUGUCAAGGAUGCAGUGUCGUUAGGCCUCGUCAUGAGUACCCAAGGCAUCUCCGAGGUUCUAGUCAUAGGACGGGCAACACAUCUUGGGUACAUUGAUAAGGAAUCAUACACUCUCGUGUUCAUGUCAAUGCUAAUCAUCUCUGCUGCCACCACACCAAUAGUGAAAGUCCUCUACAAGCCAUCCAAGAAAUACAUUGCCCACAAGAGGAGGACGAUCCAACACACCAAACCAGGUGCCGAACUCAGACUCCUCGCGUGCAUCUACCACGAAGACCACACCCCUUCCAUCAUCAAUCUCCUCGAGGCCUCCAACCCAACCCCCAAGAGCCCGGUUUUCUUCUACCCUGUCCACCUCAUUGAGCUUGCAGGUCGAUCUGCCCCACUCCUGGUGGCUCACCAACUUGGAAAAAGGCCCGCGUUUAACUCCCACGAUUCAGACCGCAUAGUCAACGCUUUCAGAUUAUACGAGCAGCACAACCAGGGAACAGUGAUAGUGAACCCUUUCACAGCCAUUUCGCCUUUUGAAACAAUGCACAACGAGGUUUGUGCACUUGCUCUAGAUAAGAAGGUUUCCAUGGUGAUACUGCCGUUUCAUAAGUUUGGGGGGAUGGAGGAAGCUGAAGUGUCCGCCAACGCUGCCAGAUCGUUGAAUCGAAACAUCCUAAGAAUGGCCCCGUGCUCUGUUGGGAUUUUAGUUGACCGGGGCACCUUGGGCAGAAGCUCCCAUAAUGGGACGAGCAGGACUUCGUAUAGCAUCAGCGUGAUCUUCUUGGGCGGUCAGGAUGAUAGGGAGGCACUGGCGUAUUCUAAUAGAAUGGCGAAGCAUCCAAACGUAGCCAUCUCUGUUGUCCGCUUGGUUGAAUACUCCAUCAAUAAGUUCAAGAUUACCAACGACAUGGAGCGCGACAUCGAGUUGAUCAAUGAGUUCAGGAUCUCCAACGCAAGGAGCGAGUGUUGCAAUUACAAGGAGGAGGUGGUGAGUGAUACCGUGGAGGUGGUGAGCGUGGUGAGGGCGAUGGAGAAUUCGUUCGACCUAAUUCUGGUGGGAAGACGACAUGAGAGUCAUUCAGCGUUGUUGCACGGGCUGCAGGAAUGGAAUGAGUUUCCGGAGCUGGGGUUUUUCGGAGACAUGCUGUCGUCAUCCGAUUCGAAUUGCAGAGUGUCGGUGCUGGUGGUGCAACAGGGGAAUGUGGGCGGAGAAACAAUGAUCGAAAGCCCGAAAUGUGCUGUUUUGGAUGUAUCUUCUUAUGACAAUGGGAAAGUGUGGCCAACUAAUUCCAACUGGUCUAAUGGAUGAUAGGGCAAAGGAAUUUGCAGCAAGCUAGCAGAAGAUACUUUUUAGUUUCCCAAGUCCUCUUAUGUACACUUGUGAGACUUGGUCACAAAAGAAGUUGUAGGAAAUGAAGCUUUUUACCCCCAGAAUUGUGAUCACUUCUGUUCAAUUCUGCAAUCUUUCCUCUCCAGAAUAGAGAGGAAGGAAU